This is a messenger RNA of Nilaparvata lugens (brown planthopper), 1575 nucleotides long. RefSeq names its product piggyBac transposable element-derived protein 4-like. NCBI's taxonomy places the organism in Eukaryota, Metazoa, Arthropoda, Insecta, Hemiptera, Delphacidae. The transcript is spliced from 3 exons. Bases 1 to 1575 code for a protein of 524 amino acids. The record is from RefSeq and is a predicted model, not a curated record.
AUGACAGGCGUGGCAGAACGGGAUGCGGUUGCCAUGACAACGCACGGGCCUGAAGCGACGCUGGGCGUCGAGACGCUCAGUCAGCGCCCGACGGCUGCGUCGGUGACAUCAGUCGCUCCCUUGCCAACCAGUCUUAUUCAAUUCCACGUGGUGCGUGUAAAUGGCUCUCAGAUGAAGAGUCUAAUCACUUGUGACUACGUGACUGGCAACUUGCACGAGCACAUGCUACCCUUGGUGAGCAAGAUGAGCUCCAUUCCACUUUUUCGUACGCCUGAAGAGAUCACAGCAGAACUAGAAAGGCAGCAGCAAGAAGAUGAUGAGUUUGAAGAAUCGUGUUCAGAAGAUGAGGAUGGAUUAUUGAUGAAUGAUGAUGAUGUGGACGAUGAGUUUGAUGCUGAAGGACCAAGACAUGAUACUCAGAUGGAGAUAGAUCCAGAGAAUAGAGAAUUUUUGAUUGGGAAGGAUGGCGAGACUAUAUGGACCAAUAAGACUCUACAAUCACCAUUUGGACGGACUCCAGCAAGGAAUAUAAUAACACACUUUCCUGGUGCCAAAGGAAUAGCUAAAGAUCUGAAGAAAGAGAUUGAUCUAUUUUCUUUGUUUGUCACUGAAGAAAUGAUGAACAUUUUGGAACGUUAUACAAACGAAGAAAUAGAGAGAAAAUGCUCCAAACAUGAAUGGUUGGCCAAAGAAAGGUACACACACCCUACCAAUGUUCCAGAAAUAAAGGCUCUGAUAGGACUUUUGUUUAUGGCUGGAGAGUUGAAAAAUUCUGGACUGAACCUACAAGACCUGUUUUCACCAAUUCAUGGACCACCAAUUUUUCGCUAUGGGAUGUCAAAAAAUCGUUUUCAGUUUCUUCUUCUAACUCUUCGCUUUGAUGAUAAAAACAGUCGUGCUGAGAGAAAAGCUAAUGAUAGAUUUGCUGCUUUCAGAGAGUUUUGGGAAUUAUUCUUGAAAAAUUGUAGAGCUUACUACACUCCAUCAGAAUAUGUAACAGUUGAUGAGACUCUACUCAGUUUCAGGGGACGAUGCAUAUUCCGGAUGUACAUGAAGAAUAAACCGGACAAGUACGGUCUAAAAAUAGUUUCCCUAUGCGAUGCAAAAACGUAUUACUUCUUAGGAGGUAUACCAUAUCUUGGUAAAGAGAGGAGAGAGAUUGAAAAUGUGUCGAAACCCACAAGUUAUGUCCUGAAUCUAGUAGAUUCUCUGAAGAAUAGUAAUAGGAACGUCACCACAGAUAACUGGUUCACGUCCUGUGAGUUGGCAGACAAACUAACAAGCAAGAAACUCACACUAGUAGGAACGAUGCGAAAGAAUAAAAGAGAGAUUCCACCAGAGUUUUUGGAAACAAAGGGUGCUCCAGUAAUGUCAUCUCGAUUCCUAUACGACCCUGAAAAGAUGAUGGUUUCCUUCACUCCAAAGAAAAAUAAGAACGUAAUACUUCUUUCAUCAAUGCAUGGUGAUGGCUUCGUGAAUGAAGUAACAAAAAAGCCAGAGAUAAUAGAAUUCUACAACAUGACAAAGGGGGAGUUGAUGUAUUUGAUCGUCUAUGCCAUGAAAAAAAACUACUAA